Osmia bicornis bicornis is the source of this 3729-nucleotide messenger RNA. Its product is annotated as zinc finger CCHC domain-containing protein 8 homolog. The transcript has 7 exons. The record is from RefSeq and is a predicted model, not a curated record. Bases 138 to 2153 code for a protein of 671 amino acids. Lineage: Eukaryota; Metazoa; Arthropoda; Insecta; Hymenoptera; Megachilidae. Gene Ontology annotation, molecular function: RNA binding. Gene Ontology annotation, cellular component: catalytic step 2 spliceosome.
UGACGAGGUCAACAGGACGUGUUUUUCUUUAAAACAAACGAUUGAAAAAGUGAAAAUUUACACGUGAAAAAUCUCAUAUUUAUUUUGAUGUUAAGUAAUUUCAUCUAUGCUGUCGCGUCAGUGCCGAUAGUAUUUCUAUGAAUUCUACGAUCACAAUCGAAGAUAUAGACGAAGAGGUGAUUGAUUUGGAUUCUAGCCAAGAUGCCAUCAACGAUGCUGACAAAGAUCAAAGUGAAUGUCCGAUCGAAAAGAAUUCACUAUCGGACAACAUUGAGGACAGGACGCAUAUGCAGAACGAAAAUUUGGAGAAUGUUAUAAAUGCAACUAAAUUGGUAACUUGUAUUGAUAUAGAUAUACCGAAACCACUUUUUAAGGUUAUGUUUCGCGACGAAAAUGUUUCACGGCAGUAUAGUAACAAACUAAAAAAGUUUUUAGAAGAAUUAGUAUCUUCCAAGAUUAAGAGUCAAGAAAGUGAUAGUGGUUUAACUUUAGAAAUUUGGGAUGAUGAUACUGAUUCUACAAGUCAGUCUAUCGUUAUUACCACAGACAAUGAUGAUAGUCAGGAUAUAAUAUGCGACACGUUGUUUACCGUAGAUACAAACCCAAAAGUUAAAGACGAUUUUGAUAUUCCAACUUAUGGGAAGAAAUAUGAGAAUGUGUUUGACAAAGUACAACUAGAAUCAAAUACUAAGACAAAGGAUGAUUGUCCACCAAAAUUAAUGUGUUUUAAUUGUUCGGAAAAUCAUAAUUUAAGAGAUUGUCAAAAACCGCGCAAUCAAAGUAACAUAGAUAAAAAUAGAAAGAGUUUUAAUAUGAAAGGAAACUCAAGGACGCUUAGAUAUCAUUUAGAAGACGAUCAAAAGUUUGGUCAUCUGGUUCCUGGUCAAUUAACUAGCAAAUUACGCAGAGCAUUAGGUCUUAAGGAUAAUGAAAUACCUGUGCAUAUAUACAGAAUGAGAACACUCGGUUACCCUCCAGGAUGGUUGGAGGAGGCACGUUUACAACAUUCUGGUUUGACGCUAUUUAAUUCCGAUGGUGUCGCGGAAAAUGAUCCUGACGAUGAACCAGGAAUCAUUAUUGAAAAAGGAGAUAAAGACCAAUAUGAUAUUAGAAAAAUAUACGAUUUCCCUGGUUUUAAUGUACCACCUCCACCGGGUACUCGUGAUGAGCAAAUACAAUACUGGGAUGCAGAAUUGCAAAACAUUCAUAGCAAACAAACAAUGCUAUCAGUGUUAAGAGGGAAGAAAGCGGAUGAUGGAUAUAAACGAAAGAAGCUCAAAAUAUCUAAUAAUACGGAAAAAGAUAAUUCAGCACCGACAUCUAGUGAAAUGGAAAUUGAAGAUGUGGAAGAAUGUGUAGUAGAAUGCAUUCCUGUUAAUGGACUUUUUAUACCGCCAUUGCCAAAAGAAGCUACUAAAAAACCACCAUUACCCCCAUUGGUAAGAGAAACUAUUGAAAAACCAUCAGAAGCACCAUUGGUAAGGGAAGCUUCUGAAAAAUUACCAGAAAAAGCUACUGAAAAGCCACCAGAACCACCAUUGCCCGGAGAAGAUAUUGAAAAACCAUUAGAACCACCAUUACCAGAAGCUACUGCAAAACCACCAGACCUACCACUAUCACAAGAAGCUAUUAUUAAACCAGUAGAAUCAUUACCAUCAUCGCAGAUAGUAUCUGAGGACUCAGAUUAUCAUUCUCAGGAAUUGCAGUUUCCUGAGCUACUGGAGGAUAGCAUAUCACCAUCCCGAACAAAUUCCCCGUCGUUGUCAGAUUUAGAGAACAUGAAAAAGCAAUUACUCGUAGAACUUCUUGAAACAAAUUCACAGUCAAAUUCUGAUGUUUCGUCGAAAAGCAAUUCAAAUAUAGUAUCAAAAUCUGAUAUGCCACCGCCUAGUAACGAAAUUACACCAGAAUCAAAUCGUACUCGUCGAAAUGAAAGGAGAACGAGUCAUGGAAGUGUAAAAUCAGUUGAUUUCGGUACUCCUGUUCUACAAAGUACAUCCGCCUAUAGUAAAUUACCAUCGUCCGAGAAAUUUUCAAAAGAUAUUUGUGAUGUGAUCAACUUUGAGAACCUGCCAAAUUCAACAGGUAAGUAUAAACAAAUGUCUGGGGUUUUGCAUAAAGUGAGAAAUACAUUAGCAAAACUUCAUCAAUAACGAUAAGAAUUCGAAGCAUAAUUCAUAAUAAAAUUCGGAGCAUAAUAAGCAAUAAUUCUAUUUAUUUAUAAACGUAACACAGAGACAAACGAAGUCCAGUGAAAUAUUCUUUUUAAUCAAAAAGUAAUGUAUUUUAAUUUAGAUUGUAUUAUUAAAAACAUUUUGGUUAUAAGUUUGAAAAAGGCACAUGCAAUAUCUUUAUUUUAUUAGUGUUACUUUAGAUCAUAUACGUUUUAUCCAACAAUUCAUUAAUUGUCAACAAUUCUAAUUGAUAGAUAAAAGCUAAUCAGAUAUUUUAUAAGAAAAAUAUGCUACUGCAUUUGUCAUGUAUGUAAUUACCUUACGUGGUAGGGGGCCUUGACAUAAAAUACAAUCGUCCUUAUAAUUGGUCUUUCUAUUUAUCAUAAAAGUAGAAAAAAAAUUCAUAAAUUUCAACAAAAUUUCAUGACGUCUCACUUUCAAAAAGUACAAAGAUAUAGUAUUUUUCUAUUGAUUGGUGACAUUUUCUCAUGUAUUUGCAUGUAAAUGAACAUUUAAUACCCAUUAAAGCAUUUUGUUACUUAAUAUUAUUAAUCAGUUAAUCACAACAUAAUCGUGAUUUUGCUUUCUUCCUUUUGUAGACUUUGAUCAUUAUGCUAAAUCAUUUCAGAAUUGGCGAAUAAUUUUAUUGAUAUAAAUGAAAUCUUUAUGUAUAUAAAAAAAAAUAAUAAUAAUUUUCAAAUAGUAAACUACUACUAUAUACUAUGAAGUAUAUGUAUGUAAAGCAUUCGUCAUUGAAAUACAAUAAUCAUAAAUGUUUGUGAAAACAUUUAAUGUUUCUUUUUUUUGUCACUUAUAUAUCACACGUGUAUAUAGGUAGACUGCUCAUGUUAUAAACUAUAAAAUAAAAUAGUUGGUCAUGAAAGAUCAUAUACUUCGCUAUUUUUAUAUAAAAACAUUUUAUUUCAAUAAUAGCAGAAGAUUCACCAAUUCUAAAAAAAUGUGUAUAUAUGUAAAUAGAAGAAAAAAUGUGUUUUUAUAAUGAUGAAAGGAUGAAAACAGAAACACUUCGCUAAUAUAUUUGAAGUGUAUUUUUUUUUCCACCUAAGAAACUUUCAUUCUUUUCUAGAAUUUUAAUCGGUUGGAUCAUUUUCAUUCUAUUACAUGUCUAUUACUUUUUGAAAUAAGGAUUAUACGUAGCAUUUGUCAUCUAUUACAUACCAGUAGACUAUUAAAUUCCAUGUAAUUACACAUAAGUUUUUAAUUAUAGAUGUAUUAAUUCUUUUCUACACAAAUAAUUUGUAAAUAUUAUGUUCUGUAAUAAUUAAGUACAGUAUAUAAAAUUAAAGUGGAGUUUAUUUUCAUAAACUAAAAUGGAAAAAUAAAAUCGAUACGAAAUAUUAUGCAUAAUAUUUAUUGUCAAAAAUGUAAAACAGUGGAAAAGAUUAAUAGUAUAAACCACUCGUUUUGCAUUCGUUGCGUCUAAUUAAAUUUCAAAUGUUUCAUACAAUGAAAUCAAGUAAGGUGAUUUUUUUAAGAAAACUGUAGUACUGCAAAAUAGAAAAGGCUUUUAUAAAUACAUCAUUUUCUUGAUUAA